AUGCAGCAUCCAUUCCAAUGCAUUGCAUCGCUUCGGGUCGGUCCAGGUGAGCAGGAUGGCUACCUUAUCACGGCUUGUGGCCCAAGACUGGUCGUAUUGAAAUUGGCCACGAGUGAAGUCGUCUGCGAAUGGUCGGCGGAGGAAACUCCCGUCGAGCCCGAGAGCAAGCAAGACGACACGGCAGAACGACCGGCGAAGAAGCAAAAGACCAGCAAUGCCUCUCCGGAGAACGACACUCCCUUAACUGGCAAGCGACAAAAGUCCAACAAAGCACCACCAAAAGCCUCCAACAUCAUCAAGCUCACCGUCUCACCUUCACAAUCCCACAUCGUGGCUGUGACCGACGACAAGUCCAUUCGCGUCUUCUCCUUCGACUCGUCAUCCAAAACCCUGACCGAACUCUCCCGUCGCUGCAUGCCCAAACGUCCCUGCGCCAUCCAAGUCCUACCUGACAAUGCCACCCUCAUCUGCGGCGACAAGUUCGGCGACGUCUACUCCCUCCCUCUCCUACCAUCCAGCGAACCAGAAGUCAACGCACCACAGUCGGAAGCACCACCAGCAACAGAACAAUUCAAACCCUCCGCCACGCCUCUUACAGUUCACUCCCGCCGCAACCUCGCCGCUUUGACUCAGCAACAAAAACAGAAGAACUUCACUCCGCGGAAAGAUACCCUCAGCGCAUUCUCCAAUACUCUCCUCCUUGGCCAUGUCUCCAUGCUCACAGAUAUGCUGUAUACCACGCAUCAAUCCGCAGGAGAGUCCAAGCCGAGGAGUUACGUGCUAACCGCCGAUCGCGACGAACAUAUCCGCAUCUCUCGGGGUCCGCCGCAGACACAUGUCAUCGAGGGCUACUGCCUAGGUCACACGGCAUUCAUCAACAAGAUUUGCCGAGUCGGAACGUCGGAAGUAUUGGUGAGCGGAGGAGGAGACUCGUGGCUGGGAGUCUGGGACUGGUUGAACUUCUCGCUGAGGCAAAAGUUCGACUUGUUGUCGUUGGUACAGAAUAUCUCACCGGAGGAGACGCAGAUUGCUGUGAGUGGGAUCUGGAGUGUUGGAGAUGGAGAGAGUGCAAGUGUGGUGGUGACUUGCGAAAAGAUCAAGGCUUUGUUCAUUAUUCCCAGGACGGCGCUGGAAAGCGGGUCGGACGAGGGCGUACAGACGAUUCCACUGUCGCACUGCCCGUUAGAUGUGGUCGUCACCGAUGAUGCAAUUCUCGUCUCAACUGAUGCUCGUGCCGAAGGAGAGAAGAGAGUAAUCUGCGGCAAGCUGGGCGAGUCAGGCUGGGAAGAGUGCUCGGAAAAGGAACUGGAGGCGGCCAACGCUUACAAGGGACCGGAGAGAUUGAUCACAGACAAGGAGAUGGAUGCAUUCCUCUACAACGUAGCGAAUCUGAGAAAGAGAGGUCCACUAGAAGAAGGUGCCGCCGAAGAAGCAGAGGCCGACGGUGGUGCCGAGGAGGACUAA
Zymoseptoria tritici IPO323 is the source of this 1464-nucleotide messenger RNA. RefSeq lists its product as uncharacterized. Gene Ontology annotation, molecular function: tRNA (guanine(46)-N7)-methyltransferase activity; protein binding. The coding region runs from base 1 to 1464 and encodes 487 amino acids. Gene Ontology annotation, biological process: RNA (guanine-N7)-methylation. Gene Ontology annotation, cellular component: tRNA methyltransferase complex; cytosol; nucleus. The record is from RefSeq and is a predicted model, not a curated record. Lineage: Eukaryota; Fungi; Ascomycota; Dothideomycetes; Mycosphaerellales; Mycosphaerellaceae. The transcript is spliced from 2 exons.